Dromiciops gliroides (monito del monte) is the source of this 2209-nucleotide messenger RNA. It is a transcript of the gene TXLNG, whose product is annotated as taxilin gamma. Gene Ontology annotation, molecular function: syntaxin binding. The record is from RefSeq and is a predicted model, not a curated record. Gene Ontology annotation, biological process: regulation of cell cycle. The transcript is spliced from 12 exons. NCBI's taxonomy places the organism in Eukaryota, Metazoa, Chordata, Mammalia, Microbiotheria, Microbiotheriidae. Bases 542 to 2005 code for a protein of 487 amino acids.
GGCUGCUGCCGUCACCUCAUGGCGACGCGAGUAGAAGGGGUAGCGCGGGGAAGAGGCGGUGGCGAAGAGGCUACAGAGCCAGGACGGGGCGGCCGGAGGCGCAGCCCACGGCAGAAGGUUAUGCCAAAAAUUUAAUUUCAUUGAUUAGAAAUCAAUUUGGAAUUUCUGGAAUAUCUCAGCUGGAUAAAUAAGCAAUAUUCUCAAAACUCCUAUGACGAGCCUCUCAUGUCCCUUGGCAGUAUAUAUAAAAUAAACCAGGUUAGAAGCUUUGCUCUAGGAGGUGACACCUCAAUUGAGCAUCGAAAUAAACAAGAUAUAGUGAGGUGGGAGUGCAUUCAAGGCAUGAAGAGAAGAGAUGAAAAGUAAUAUUUGAGGAACAGCAAGAAUGUUGGUUUGCCUGGAACAAAAUGCAAAUGGAGAAGAAAGAACUUGGAAAGGUUAAAAGAAGACACAUUUGUGAGGAGUUUGAAGGGAUAGAACUGAAGCCCGGGAUUUGUUCCUAUCUUUCAGCUCCUUCAGUGUUCAGUUUAUAAUUGGCACAAUGGAAGAAGCUGGAAUUUGUGGCAUAAGUGUAAAAUCUGAUAUGUUAAGCAGUGCUCAGCGAAAUGAUAUUCUACAGCAUCAAGAAUCUAAUUGCCGCAGUUCAAAUAGCAAAAAAUCAUUGGAGGAGGUUGAAGAGAGUAACUUUUUAACCAAGAAUAAUAAUUUAGUCAGUACAGCAUACUGUGCACGAGAAUCAAGAGAAGAAACACCUGGUCGAGAAGCUCGGACAGAUCCACCAGAUGGUCAGCAAGAUAUAGAGAGUGACAAAAUCAAAGAAAAAACUUUAGGAAAAGAAGUUUUGUUGUUGAUGCAAGCCUUAAAUACCCUUUCAACUCCAGAAGAAAAAUUGGCAGCCCUUUGUAAGAAAUAUGCUGAUCUUCUGGAGGAGAGUAGGAAUGUUCAGAAGCAGAUGAAGAUUCUUCAGAAGAAGCAAGCCCAGAUUGUGAAAGAAAAGGUCCACCUGCAAAGUGAGCAUAGUAAGGCUAUUCUAGCUCGAAGCAAAUUGGAGUCUCUUUGCCGGGAACUUCAGCGUCAUAACAAGACAUUGAAGGAAGAAAAUAUGCAGCAAGCACGAGAAGAAGAAGAAAGACGCAAAGAAGCAACUGCACAUUUCCAAAUUACUUUAAAUGAAAUUCAAGCUCAGCUGGAACAACACGAUAUACAUAAUGCUAAACUUCGACAAGAAAACAUUGAAUUGGGAGAGAAAUUGAAAAAACUUAUUGAACAAUAUGCAUUGCGGGAAGAGCAUAUUGACAAAGUGUUCAAGCAUAAGGAACUACAGCAGCAGCUUGUAGAUGCCAAACUUCAGCAGACAACACAGCUCAUAAAAGAAGCUGAAGAAAAACAUCAAAGAGAAAGAGAGUUUUUGUUAAAAGAAGCCACAGAAUCGAGGCACAAAUGUGAACAAAUGAAACAGCAGGAAGCACAACUCAAACAGCAGCUUUCUCUUUAUAUGGAUAAGUUUGAAGAAUUCCAGACUACCAUGGCAAAAAGCAAUGAACUUUUUACAACCUUCAGGCAGGAAAUGGAAAAGAUGACCAAGAAAAUUAAAAAACUGGAAAAAGAAACAAUAGUUUGGCGAACUAAAUGGGAAAACAACAAUAAGGCACUUCUGCAAAUGGCUGAAGAGAAAACUGUUCGAGAUAAAGAAUACAAGGCCUUUCAAAUAAAACUGGAGCGAUUAGAGAAGUUAUGCAGGGCUCUCCAAACAGAAAGAAAUGAGCUCAAUGAGAAGGUGGAAGUCCUUAAGGAACAAGUCUCUGUAAAAGACGAAGAUGUAGAUCAAAUGGUAUCUGUGUUACAGCCAUGCACUCUUCAUGAUUCCCACAAAAAGCUGAAAACUCCCUCUAAAAAAGAAACGGGGAUUCCCCUAGAGGCUGAGCACAAUGCAACGGAUGAAGGUGAUGGUUUUCAAGAGACUGUGUCCAUGAGUUCUGUUCCUGACACUCAUUCAGUUGACUAAAAUGAAGUGUAAACACUGUAUUGAGAGAUAUAUUUUGUGUAUAAUUUUCUCUGUUGGUGGUAACUAUUGGUUUUGUGGUGAAAAAUUUCUUACUUUUUCUACCAUAUCUGUAUUUUCUUAGAACUACUGGACUUACGUGGUACAGGAAGCUGCCUAGCAGCUUUGAAUAGUUUUACUCUAUAAAUUUUCCACAACUGUGUUGCA